Cyclopterus lumpus (lumpfish) is the source of this 2070-nucleotide messenger RNA. It is a transcript of the gene moxd1l, whose product is annotated as monooxygenase, DBH-like 1, like. Gene Ontology annotation, biological process: octopamine biosynthetic process; norepinephrine biosynthetic process; dopamine catabolic process. Lineage: Eukaryota; Metazoa; Chordata; Actinopteri; Perciformes; Cyclopteridae. Gene Ontology annotation, cellular component: secretory granule membrane. The record is from RefSeq and is a predicted model, not a curated record. The transcript is spliced from 14 exons. The coding region runs from base 102 to 1781 and encodes 559 amino acids. Gene Ontology annotation, molecular function: dopamine beta-monooxygenase activity; copper ion binding.
GUCAAGUUAGUUCAGUGUGACUGCAAGUUUGAGCCGCGCAGAGCUGCUGACAGCGCGGAGGGAGUGACCUGCAGCACGGAGAGAAACCGGAAAGAGACAUCAUGCGCCCUCUGCUUCCUUUCCUCUGCCUGUUCUCGGUCUGGACCAGAGGAGCAGGGGCGUCGGACCCCUACUUGCCCUUCAUGGAGUACCUGGACCAGAAUCAUUUGGUGUGCCUGAAGUGGGGCUUCGAUAACCUGCAAGGAAACAUAACAUUCAAGCUGACCGUCAACACAACAGGCUGGGUGGGUAUUGGCUUCAGUUCGGACGGAGGAAUGACCGGGGCAGACAUCGUCAUGGGGGGAGUUGGACCCAGUGGACACUACUUCACAGAUUACCACGCCACAGGGGAAUUCAUGCCUGUAGUGGACGAGCAGCAGAGCUACACUCUCCUCUCUCUGAUUGAGAGUGAAGGUCAAACCAUCAUGACCUUUCAGAGGUCCAUUCAGACGUGUGAUGACAACGAUUACCAAAUCUCUGCUCAACCCAUUAAAAUGAUCUAUGCCUACGGAUUAACAGAUGUGAUCUCUAACCACCGGGCUCGUAGAGGCGCCAAGGAAGUCAAUCUGCUGAACUAUGAGCCCAGGAUAACCUUAACCAACCUCAACUAUCUCAGCAUCACAAUGGAUAAUAUCACUGUCCCUCACAAUACCUACUACCAUUGCAAGGUCAUGAAGUUUCAAAACUUGGAUCCAAAAAACCCGUAUCAUAUAUAUCAGUUUGAACCAGUGAUUGAGCACCCUGACCUUGUGCACCACAUUUUGCUGUACCGCUGCCCCUCGUUUGUGAAGGACCCGUACGACAAGCCGUGCUACAUGGGCGACAUAGGGGAUGCCUGCUUCGGGGUGGUGGCUGCUUGGGCAGUGGGAGGAGGGGUAUUUGAGCUUCCGGAAAAUAUGGGUAUUCCUGUUGGAGGUGCGGACAGCAAUGCCUUCUAUAGGCUGGAAAUCCACUACAACAAUCUAAACAAUGAAUCAGGUAGGACAGACAGCUCAGGACUGAGGCUUCACUAUACAGUCCAACCCAGGAAGUAUGAUGUGGGCAUCCUGACCACAGGUGUGCUACCACAUUCUUACCUGAACUACAACAUCCCUCCAAAAGCCGCUCAAUUCCACACCUACGGCGUGUGUAAUACAACGCUCUUUUCUCAGAUUGUGACUCAUGUGCCUGAACUGCAAGUGUUUGCUGUGUUGUUACACACUCACUUGGCUGGGAGGAAAGUCAGAGUGGGCCAUUACAGAAAUGGAGAGCAGAUCGACUUCUUGGCCGUGAAUGACAAAUACAACUUUGAGCUACAGCAGAGCGUCAGUCUGGGAAACGUCAAGAACAUCAAGCAGGGUGAUGAGAUUGUGGUGGAGUGCACCUACGAUACUAGCAAUCGCACCAACGUCACCAGGAUGGGGUUAGCAACUACUGAUGAGAUGUGCCUGGCCUUCCUAUACUACUACCCUGCAAUCAAGAUCAUCACAUGUAAUAGCCAUCCGAAUACAAGCAUGUCUGAGGACGCCACAACUUCUGACCAGGAUACAAUUGCUGCGCAGGAGAGUUUCCUAAAGGCCCUUCCACAAAUUCAGUAUGUCUCUAAUGACGAUUACAGCUACUCAACAAACCCAAAAGGCACGGUCAGAGAGAUGAUGGAGACACCGACUGUCACUUGUCACAAAACCAAUGCGGCAAGCAGAAUCUACACUUCCUGGAUUAUGAAUUUAGCAGGACUCAUACUCUCGAUUGCAAUAAUGUAACAUGGUUUUAUGAGCAAAAGAUCCAAACCAUUGCAAUCUUGGUAAAGGAAGGCACAGUUGAUACAAGCUCUAUUGUAGACAACUGGGUUUAUUCAACUUAACAAGACAGAGUGUAUACCAUGUUCUAUGAUUUAGUUUUCUCCGUUCAUUGCAUAUCUUUUAUUGAUUAUUAAUCAUCUUUUAUGUGUGUACAUGUAUUGUGCUCAUUAAGCCUCAUUGAUGAUAUGUAUAUGUAUGAAAUUAUAUAAAAGAGCCAAACAUUUACAAAGUUCUCACUAAAUAAAAUAUA